This is a messenger RNA of Copidosoma floridanum, 408 nucleotides long. RefSeq names its product cytochrome b5 domain-containing protein 1. The record is from RefSeq and is a predicted model, not a curated record. NCBI's taxonomy places the organism in Eukaryota, Metazoa, Arthropoda, Insecta, Hymenoptera, Encyrtidae.
AUGGCAGAGCAGGCAGGGCGACUACCGUAUUUUCUACCGACGGAGGUGGCUAUGCACAGUACAGCCCAGGACUGUUGGCUAAGUUGCUUGGGAGGGGUCUACGAUCUCACCUCGUACAUCGCGCUGAAUCCCGAGAGUCUGAUUUGCAAGUAUCUGCUGGCUCACGCGGGUAGGGACGUCAGCCACUGGUUCGACGCUCGGAUUUUCGGGCGCAAGCGUCUACGGCGCUACGUCGAACCGGCAACCGGCCUUUGGCGGAUCCUUCUGCCCUACAGCAACCCGAUGCCGGAGGGCGUGCAGCAAUCGGAGCUCGAGGAGGACUGCGACUGCAGCUGGCACGGCAGCCAAGGACUUGCCGAAAGUGACAACUUAUUCAAACGUCCACUCGGUAUACUUAUCCCUUCGUGA